AUGUUCCCCCACGCGUUCGCCCCCGUCGCCUACCGGCUUCAGGAAGGUCUUCGCAGCGUCGACCUCAAGAGCUUCGACCUCAAGGCCUUGGUUGACAAAGCAGACGUCAAGACAGUGGGACUCGUGGCGCUGGCGGCCGUGGUCGUCGCGGUCCUCGUCAACCUCUUCGUCAAGAGCCUCGUGCCCUUGGGCAAGGGGCUGCUGUCCUCCGCCGCCCACGCCUGGGAUAACGCUGACCAGUGGGGCCUCAACGCCCUCCGUGACAGUCAGUCCAUGGCGCCCGUGACGAAGGUCCUGGACGCCCUGUCGGAGGCGGCGAAGAAGUGGGACGAGCCAGAGGGCGACGUCAGGCACCGCGGCUUCUGAAGUCCGCGGGAAGGGUGUUGAGGCAAGCGCUCCUCUUGUGAGUCUGCCUGGAGGAGUUUGCUUGCUUGGAAGCACACUUUGAUGUUAUGCAAUACAAAGGUUUUUAUUUAUAUAUUUAUGGGUUAAUUAACAUUUCGGGCAUUUAUAUAUU
Molecule: messenger RNA, 517 nt
Organism: Penaeus vannamei (Pacific white shrimp)
Lineage: Eukaryota; Metazoa; Arthropoda; Malacostraca; Decapoda; Penaeidae
Source: RefSeq, a predicted model, not a curated record